Molecule: messenger RNA, 519 nt
Organism: Penicillium waksmanii
Lineage: Eukaryota; Fungi; Ascomycota; Eurotiomycetes; Eurotiales; Aspergillaceae
Exons: 2
Coding region: 1-519 (172 amino acids)
Source: RefSeq, a predicted model, not a curated record
AUGGCUCGACAACUGUCUUACCUCGCGGAGAAACAUGGCCUGCUACCGAACAGCCAGUUCGGCGGACGCCCGGGCAGGACCACGGAGCAAGCCUUACUGGUGCUAUCCAGCGCGAUCGACCAAGCCUGGUACAAAUACAAGGUGGUGACCCUGAUUGCGUUCGACCUCAAUAGCGCUUCCAAUAGAGUGACCAGGAAAUGGAUUACCAGUUUCAUGAGCGACCGGCACGCCAACAUUGGAUUUGACGAUUUCCGUACCGAGACGGAACUAUUAGUACAUGCAGGUCUAGCGCAAGGCUCGCCGCUCUCUCCCAUCUUGUUUGCAUUCUUCAAUGCCGACCUGGUUGACCAGCCCGUCAACUCACACGGAGGCGCGUCGGCAUUCAUUGACGACUACUUCCGAUGGCGAGUGGGCAGCUCAGUCGAAGGAAACGUAGCCAAGAUACAAUCCGAAGAUGUCCCUCGCAUCGAGGAGUGGGCGCGGCGGACCCGGGUCCUGCUUCGCCGCGGAGAAGACUAA